CUGGCUCAGACUAGUUUCAGUAGAUUCACUUCCCUGAAAAAAGAAACUCACUCAGUCGCUGCUGCCCAGACGAGAAAAUGGCUCAAAAAGGAACUAAACUUUAUCCAGAAAAGUUCUGUUGUUCCAUCUGUCUGGAUCUCCUGAAGGAUCCAGUGGCUCUCUCCUGUGGACACAGCUACUGUAUGAAGUGUAUUGAAGCCCACUGGGAUGGAGAGGACCUGAAGACAACCUACAGCUGCCCUCAGUGCAGGAAGACCUUCACACAGAGGCCUGUCCUGGACAAGAACGUCCUGUUAGCAGAGUUAGUGGAGGAGCUGAAGAAGACUGGACUCCAAGCUGCUGCUGCUGAUCACUGCUAUGCUGGAGAUGAAGAUGUGUCCUGUGAUGUCUGCACUGGGAGGAAGAUGAAGGCUGUCAAGUCCUGUCUGGUCUGUCUGGUCUCCUACUGUGAGAAACACCUUCAGCCUCACUAUGAGUCUCCAGCCUUUAAGAAACACCAGCUGGUGGAGCCCUCCAAGAACCUCCAGGAGAACAUCUGCUCUCGUCAUGAUGAGGUGAUGAAGAUGUUCUGUCGUACUGAUCAGCAGUUGAUCUGUUAUCUCUGCUCUGUGGACAAACAUAAAGGCCACGACACAGUCUCAGCUGCAGCAGAAAGGACUGAGAGGCAGAAGAAGCUGGAGGAGAGUCGACUGAACAUCCAGCAGAGAAUCCAGGACAGACAGAAAGACGUGAAGCUGCUUCAACAGGAGAUGAAGGACAUCAGAGUCUCUGCUGAUAAAACAGUGGAGGACAGUGAGAAGAUGUUCACCCAGAUGAUCCAUCUCAUCCAGAACAGAAGCUCUGAGGUGGAGCAGCAGAUCAGAUCCCAGCAGGAGACCGAAGAGAGUCGAGUCAAAGAGCUUCAGGAGAAGCUGGAGCAGGAGAUCAAGGAUCUGGAGAGGAAAGAUGCUGAGCUGAAGCAGAUUUCAGAUCUAGAAGAUCACAACCAGUUUCUCCACAAAUACCCCUCAGUGUCAGCACUCAGUGAGUCCAAACCUUCAUCCAGCAUCAACAUCUGUCCUCAGAGACACUUUGAGGACAUGACAGCAGCUGUGAAAGAGCUCAGAGACCAACUACAGGACAUUUUGAAGAACACCUGGACAAACCUCUCAGAGACAGGGACUCAAUCACAUGUUCUACUGCCACAACCAGAACCAGAACCAAAGACCAGAGCUGGAUUCUUAAAAUAUUCACAAGAAAUCACUCUGGAUCUGAACACAGCUCACAGAAAGCUGUUACUAUCUGAAGGGAACAGAAAAGUAAAGGUAAUCAAACACCAACACUUUUAUCCUGAUCAUCCAGACAGAUUCACUGACUGGUUUCAGAUCCUGAGUAAAGAGAGUCUGACUGGACGAUGUUACUGGGAGGUGGAGUGGAGAGGAGAUCGACUUUAUGUCGCAGUUUCAUACAAGAACAUCUGCAGAACCGGGAGCACCUCUGAAAGUGCCUUUGGACUCAAUGACAAGUCCUGGGCUUUAUAUUGUGACACCUACAGUUAUAAAUUUUGGUACAACAUCCAAACUCCCAUCUUAGGUCCUCGGUCCUCCAGAAUCGGAGUCUAUCUGGAUCACAGUGCAGGCAUUCUCUCCUUCUACAGCGUCUCUGAAACCAUGAUUCUCCUCCACAGAGUCCAGACCACAUUCACUGAGCCGCUACAUGCUGGAGUUCGACUUUAUUAUGCUGGAAACACUGCAGAGUUCAUUAAACUCACAUAGUGCCAAAAACUGGAUAUUGACACACUAAAGUAUCAAAAACUUGGAUAUUAAUGCAUGUAUAUGUCAAAAACCUGGAUAUUAAUGUACUAAAGAGUCAAAAACCUGGAUAUUAAGGUACUAAAAAGUCAAAAACCUGGAUUUUUAUGCACUAAAGACUCAAAAAUCUGGAUAUUAAUGUACUAAAGUCUUAAGAACCUGGAUAUUAAUCUAUAAAAGUGUCAAAAACCUGGAUAUUAAUGUACAAAAGUGUCAAAAGCCUGGAUAUUAAUGUACUAAAGAGACAAAAACCUGGAUUUUUAUGUACUAAGGAGUCAAAAACCUGGAUAUUAAUGUACUAAUGUGUCAAAAACCUGGAUAUUAAUGUACUAAAGUGUCAGAAAUGUGGAUAUUCAUCUACUAAAGAGUCAAAAACCUGGACAUUCAUGUAGUAAAGAGUCAAAAAUCUGGAUAUUAAUGUACUAUAGAGUCUGAAACCUGGAUAUUAAUGUACUAAAGAGUCAAAAGUCUGGAUAUUAACGUACUAAAGAGUCAAAAGUCUGGAUAUAUAUGUACUAAAGUGUUGUGUAGUUGUUAUGGGUCGACAUUUCUGACAUGUCUGUGAACACAUCUGUGACAAGUCGCCAUUGGUGUUAGAAGGUGUUUUUCCACGAUCAGUGUUAUUAAACUUAUCUAUUCUGUUGACAUGUUCAGCUUCAGAGAUGACCUCUAAUGUUUAGUGCAACUUUGUAAUCUCCUACAUCCCAAAAUACUUAGUUUAGAUUCUUGUUAUGGGCGCCUCCGAGGCUGAAAAACACAUGAAAUGUUUUAAGUUUGUGUUCACCACUUCAAUACUUUCCUAUAUAUUUCAUAUUGAGGUUAAGAAAACAUGCUUAAGGUUGAUUUGUGCAGGGGUUAUUACAAUGUUUACACAGUGGGGUCUAGAUAGCAGGACGUACUAAACAGAAAGGUUGUAAAUAUUAGAAAUAACUCAACUAAAACAGCCCACAGAUCUCUGCUUUGUAAGCCAGUACUGAGUUUCCAGGCCUUGAACGCACCGUGACUGUGGCAGGCCCUUCUUCCCCAGGUCCAUUCGCACUCGUUCUCCAACAUGGCGGUAGAUCUCCACCAGACAGCUCAUGGCUCCAUCACGCACCUGCAAGACAACAACAAAAACUGAACAUUAGCACCAACCACGGAUCAAGUCGGAAUCUUUUUAGAAAUUAAGUGUCACUUGAAGUUCUCUGGCACAUGGGAAAUUCAGUCAUCAUUCUUUAAUUAUAUCAAGACCAUUGCGCUACUUCCACAUUUCACUGCAUAUUUUUACUCAAGUAUAUUACUGGAUGCAACAUUUUACAGUUUACUAAAAACUCUUUAGUACAUUAAUAUCCAGGUUUUUUUUACUCGUCAUUGCAUUAAUAUCCAGGUUUUUGACUCUCUAGUUCAAUAAUAUCCAGGUUUUCAGACUUUAGUACAUUAAUAUCCAGGUUUUUGACACUUCAGUAGAUCAAUAUCCAAGUUGUUUAGAUUUUAGUGCAUUAAUAUCCAAGUUUUUGACUCUUUACUACAUUAAUAUCCAGAUUUUUCAUACUUUAGUACAUCAAUAUUCAGGUUUUGACACUUCGGUACGUUAAUAUCCAUAUUUUUGACACUUUAGUACAUUAAUAUCCAGGUUUUAGACUCUUUACUACAUUAAUAUCCAGGUUUUAGACUCUUUACUACAUUAAUAUCCAAAUUUUUCACUCUUCAGUACAUUAAUACUUCACAGUUUACUUUCGUACUUUUUCACUCAUGGUACAUUUCAGGCUCUUUUCUGCAUUUUGUACUUGAGUAUAUUUUUCCAGUUUAUUUGUAUUUGCUGUAACGACAGAAUUUCCA
This is a messenger RNA of Amphiprion ocellaris (clown anemonefish), 3608 nucleotides long. Its product is annotated as tripartite motif-containing protein 16-like. Gene Ontology annotation, molecular function: zinc ion binding; protein binding. The coding region runs from base 78 to 1754 and encodes 558 amino acids. Lineage: Eukaryota; Metazoa; Chordata; Actinopteri; Pomacentridae. The record is from RefSeq and is a predicted model, not a curated record. The transcript has a single exon.